This is a messenger RNA of Anopheles maculipalpis, 760 nucleotides long. RefSeq lists its product as uncharacterized. The coding region runs from base 8 to 760 and encodes 250 amino acids. NCBI's taxonomy places the organism in Eukaryota, Metazoa, Arthropoda, Insecta, Diptera, Culicidae. The transcript has 2 exons. The record is from RefSeq and is a predicted model, not a curated record.
UUUAAAAAUGCCCUGUAUGUUUGAGGCCUGUAAAACGAACCAGCAAACAAUGAAGAAGAAUAACCAGGAAAACAUUCGUUUCAUUUCCUUCCCAACCACGGAUUUCGCAAGCGAACAGAUGAGAGCGUUGGCCAAAAAGCGGCUCUACUGGUGGUGUCGCAUAUGUGGAGUAGAUUUCACUACAACGCUCAUCAAUCAGUUGCACAUUUGUUCGCGUCACUUCUAUAAAGGAAACAGUGCACCACUGUGGGAUGUGCAUAAUCCGGACUGGGUUCCAAGUUUAUACAUCCCCCAAAGCGCUCGCGAUCGAGUGGAUGUAUCAACGGAAGAGAGCUGCGAAGAAUUCAUUCGAAACGAACAGCUUACGGAGGAAUCCAUCGCUAAUCCACUGCUCGAUCGUAGGCCAGAUAGUUCAGCCCUUCGUGCGCUACUUAUUGACGAGAUCAUUGCAUAUCCGAUCGGACGAACUUACUUUCUGUUGGACGAUGAGAGCAAACGUUCAGCUCCGUACAACGUGAAGCAACUGUCGAAAGAGCUAAAGCGAUAUCUGUCGAAAUCAACCCCAAUCGGAAGAAUGGUACUGGAACCACACGCCCAAGACUGUCCUCCAAGAAUGUUUUCGUCCAACGGAACGGUUACGGAGUUAGAUUUAUCGAAACCACCACGAUGGGAGACGGAAAAGAUUAUCAUGCGACUACAGAACAGUAUGCUAGAGCUGAUAAACGUAUUGGAUGGGGAUGACACUGUAACACAAAGUUGA